Molecule: messenger RNA, 4969 nt
Organism: Paramuricea clavata
Lineage: Eukaryota; Metazoa; Cnidaria; Anthozoa; Malacalcyonacea; Plexauridae
Source: the annotation of a GenBank genome assembly
AUGGCGUUAACAGUUGAUGAGAUCUUUGAAAAGAUUGGGAGUUUUGGAAGAUACCAAUGCAUACUUCUCGGAAUAUUUGGUUACGUAGCAUUUGCUACUCUUGCAUUUCAAAUAAUGAUCGUGACAUUCAUAACAGCAGAACCAGAUUGGAUGUGUGUGAAAGCAUAUAACAAUUCUAUCUGUAAUUUUACUGUACCAAUUGGAUUGAUAAGUGAUAAUUAUGGAGCCAGAUGUGACAUGCCAAGAGAAGCAUGGAAAUAUGUCGAUGGAUUCACAUCAGUUGUCACUGAGGUAUGUAAGGGCUAACCUCCUAACUUUUUAAAAAGGCUUGUUGCCAGAUUUAGAAAAUACAAUAACGUGCAGUGACCAAAAUUAUCUGAUACAAAAACAGUAUAAACAUUAUUCAUGUUUUGCAUAGCCGCAUUACAUAGGGGGAAAUAUUAUUUCGUACAAUUGCCUAAUAUAUAUCGCUAGCGCGUAGCACGCCUCUAAACUACAUAGGAUGCCUUUUCAAAGUCAAAUGGUUCUGUCCUUGUUUCUUUCUCCAAAGAUCGGUGUAUUCAAGUAAGAUUCAUUUAUCAGUUAAGUAAUAAGAUAGUAUUAUGCGUAAUGACGUCACAAGGCUUGAUGCCCACGAGGAAUGCUGGUCUAAGAAGUCAUCGCCCGGGAAAAUUAAACAAUUCAAAAUGGCCACAAUCGAAAUAUUCCCGGGAGAUGACUACUAAGACCAGCAUUCCUCGCGGGCAUCAAGUCUUGUGACGUCAUUAUGCAUAAGAUCUAGUGCUCUCAAUAAAAAAUGAAGUUAUGAUCGAAGAGCUAUAGUUGGCAUCCUCGGUCCCAGGGCCUGACGGCUGACACUGCGUUGCCGAAGGCCCUGGCCAAAACCAAAAUGAGAAGUGAUUUGAUUGGUCAUUAAUUUGUACAACUUGUACUAAUAAAUAUGGCUGAGUAUAAGAAGUAUGGUGUUUAGAAGUGUAUUAACUCUUCAAAGAAGGCAAAGAGUCGAUUCGGUCGUUGAAAUCUGCUGUCUAUCAACGGAAAUUUUAUUUUUAAUAUAAAAUAUAUUGGAUGUUGUGUUACAAUGUAUUAAAAAGCGGGGCAAAAUUGGGCAUUGGAUUAUUUAAAUAUUGGAAUCGCCAAAGGGACAUUUUAUAUACAAAGUAAUUUAUAAAGACAGACGAAAAAAUAUGCGAGAAAGGCUGUACCGUUUAUAAUUGCACAAAUCUACAAAAAUUGUGAGUGAUGUCUUGAAUCUUUCAAUUACAAAUGACAAAAACCUGAUCGUGAAUGAGUGUCUGUGUAGUUGUUCAAUGCAAGAGACUCCAUACGAUACAUAAUAUUAUAAAUAUAGUAUAUUAUAAAAUAUAAAUUGACAUACUUUAUUGAUGUUAUAUCAAUUUCAUCAAAGGCUCUUAAUUUAUGUAAAGAUUAUAUUUUAUAUUAAAUGUAAUUAAUAAUGACAAAUUGUAUUUAAUAAUGACAAAGUGAUUAAUAUAAUUAUUUAAUAGUUUAAUUUUCCAGAUACCAUAGCUGGAAAUGUUAGUUCCUCAACCUUUUUUUGCGUUUAAAUUUCAUGCAAUAUAUAGCUUAAGCCAUCAAAGGCGUCAAUGCAGCUUUCCCACACAGUAAUUAUUCAGCUUUCUUUCAGGGCUUUCCGAGUUUCCCUCAUGACCCCUAGUGUGCCCCACUGGUGAUGAGCCUAGUAACAACUUUUCAAUUUUGUUCUGUACAUACAUUCAGUAUUAAAUAGUGUGUCAACAUCUCGGAAACUAACUUCUGUUCUGAAUCCGAGAAUCUCUUACAUGCAGUUGACAUUUAUUUUUAUAGUGCUAGAUUUCAAGGUUUAAUUAUUUACCAUAGGCACAGGAGGAAAGUUUUGAAAUUUAAAAUUGAGGAGCACUUCAUGUCAACAGCACCAAAUUUAUAAUUUGGAAAGUAAUGGAAACAUUUGAAGACAAAUUGGGCAAGGCAGGGGUCGUGGAAGAGUCGUGUAUGGGGCUGGGGACGGCUGCAGCUCAAUUAUGUGGAAACUCUAGCCCCUCCCAAUCAGGAAAGUGCAAUAUACUGGGAGAAUUAUGUUUUGUAAUGACCAUGCUUUGUAGUGCUGGUAAAUGCACUGUUACGGACAAUAAAUUCUGUACCAUUUCAGAGCCCAAAAAUUUAACAUUUUCAUGUAUGAGCAUAAGAUGAAGAUACAAAAAAAUAAUUUUACUGUUUGAAAGAUUAUAGCCCCUGUCUCUUUCCUCCGCAGAGUCUUUAGUUGGCUAUGAAGGCGCGUAGCCUCUGCACGAUGCCACACCAAAUAUGGCGGUAAACCGGGGGGGGGGUGCGUAUAUUGUCAAACACAAAAUUCAAGUCAAAAUGGCUGAGAAAAUAUUCAUUUAUAGCACUGCAACAAGCUGACAAAGAGAUUAUUUACUAGCUCUACGAAAUGAGAAAAUGUUAUGUCCAGUUUGCGAGAAGACAUCUGCUAUUUUCCUAGACAAGGUACACUAUGCAUGGAAACAACGUAUUAAAAUAACAGGUUUUGGUUGCAAGCGAAGAAACUUGAUAUUUAUUAUUUUAGAAAUGUGUCCAAAACGGCAUAAAAGAAAAAAGUGAGCAUACAGAACCAUUAUUAAAUUUAUUAUCAAGACUGAAAAUACAAUUUUAACUAUUUCAACUUCAGCAAUAUUUAUAAACAAACGUGACCUUAAGUCGGUUUCGACCUGUUUAUUUGGAGGUUCGUAUCUUUGAUUCAGUACAUGCUAUAUGAAAAUACCACCAUUCGAUUCAGUACAAAAAUUAAUAUCUCCUAAUUUCUAUCGAUAGUUUUAGUCAAAUGUCAACACUAUAAUAAUGCCAUGUGGGAGUCCAUAAUUAAUGUAGAGAAAUUGACAAGUAUGAAUAGCGAAGAAUUAAUAGUAGGCGUUGGUGAAUUAAAUGAGCCUAAUACCUCACGUACAUGUAACUAUACAAUGUCAUUUCAAGGUGAGUUGGUUAUGGCUAGCUUUAAUAUAAACAGUCUUCUUGCCCAUAUAAACGAAUUACGAAUAACUACAGGUAUGAGCAGCACUAAAAUAGAUAUUCUGUGCAUUAACGAAGCUACCUUGACUCAACAAUAAAUUAUCAUGAGGUCUGUUUGCCGGGGUUUGAACUUGUUAGGAAAGAUCGUAUUAAAAACUGCCGAAAUGGCGGAGGUGUUUGCAUUUAUAUUCGGUCUAACUUGAAUUUUCAAAUACGAGACGAUCUAAAUUCGGAAAUUAUUGAAAAUUUAACCGUGGAAAUAAAGAAAAGUCAAUUUUAGUGAGUACCUGAUACAGACCUCCUGAUUCUCCUGUGAGUCAUUUUUCUGAAAUUGAGCGAAUGAUUGGGUCAAUGAAUAUUGUACGCAGAAAAUUUGGAAUACUUCCUGUUGGAUGAUUUAAAUAUCGACCUCCUGUCGACAGCUACAUCAACAAACAGAGCAAAAUUGUUCUAAGUAUUUGACAUUUAUGGGUUAGAAGAAAUGAUAAAUGAACCCACUCGUGUUACGCCAAAUCUAGAACCCUGAUUGAUCUAUGCAUUACUAUAGUGCGCCUGCUAAUGUUGUAAACUCAGGCGUCAUGCAUUUAUCAAUAGUAAGCUUAAGCAAGUGACGUUUUUGACAACACGAACGGCAUGAGUAACGUCAGAAGACUGGGUCAAGGGCUGUGAUUGGUGAAAACGUCAACAUUACUUCUGGUCGACGUCCGUGUUGUCAAAAACGUCACUUUCUUAAGCUCACUAAUUAGUGAUCAUUCGCUAGUCUACAUGAUUAUGAUACGCAAAGCCCAUUAUGCACGAGAUGGCGUAAGGCGCGUUGAGGCAAGAACAAUGAAGAACUUCAAUAGCGAAAAUUUCUUGAGGGACCUCGAACAGAAAUAUUGGGGUAAUGUCUACUGCUGCGAAGACCCGAAUAAAAUGUGGGAAAUUUGGAAAAGCAUGCUAAUGCCAACAGUUGACAAGCAUGUAUCAUUUAAGAUAAGGCGGAUUAGCAACUGCAAAUCCCCUUGGAUCACGAAUGACUUAGGACGACACUGGCCGUUAUAGAAAUGUACGUCUAUUAAUCAUUAACGCACGUAUUACGAUUAGUUUAUAUUUAGAAUAGUUUAAGUUUAUGGACAUUAUAUAUUCAGUUGUCUACAUGUAGUCGAGAUAUCAAGAAGUCUAUUAAAUAUCAGAACAUUAUCAUGGCGACGAAGAUAAAGUCGAUAAACGUAUUCUAUUAAACGAAACGAUGGUGGAAGAGCAGGCAGAGCCUCAACCACUGCAGCAAGCGGGUGUACAGAUCAUGCAAUCUGUAACAAUAACUCCAAUGCCAGAAUUUUGCCCAGAUGCAAAAAUUGGAACAAGCCUUUCGAGAAGAUGGAACAAUUGGCAGUCAGACUUUGAAAUGUAUAUAACCGCAAUAUAACAGGCGAAUCCUCCAGAACCAUUACGUAUGACCGAAAUGCCAGAGUUACCAUCGAGAACUGUCCACAUAGAUUUUUAUGGUCCACUACCAUCAUCUGAAUAUCUUUUAGUGGCGGUAGAUAGACACUCCAGAUUCCCAGAGGUUGAGAUCGUUCAUUCAGCACGAGCCUCAACAGUCGUUCCAAAACUUGACAAAAUGUUCUCAGUCCAUGGCAUUCCUGACACCAUUAUAUCUGACAAUGGUUCUCCUUUUAACGGAAACGAAUAUGCAAGAUAUCUGAAAGCCCUGGGUAUUCAAGCUAAGUUUUCAACACCCUACUGGCCCCAAGGUAAUGCUACAGUUGAACGAUUUAUGCGACCGUUAGGAAAAGCGCUCAAGACAGCGACACUUGAAGGACGACCAUGGAAACAAGAAUUGAACCGUUUUCUUUUACAAUGUCAUACCACUCCACAUUGCACUACAGGAGUUCCUCCAUCAGAACUGUUGUUUAACCGAGUGAUAAAAGGAAAAUUACCAGUUAUAAACAGCAACAAGAUUGUCAAUCGAUCGACAUAA